Molecule: messenger RNA, 705 nt
Organism: Drosophila miranda
Lineage: Eukaryota; Metazoa; Arthropoda; Insecta; Diptera; Drosophilidae
Exons: 2
Coding region: 36-569 (177 amino acids)
Source: RefSeq, a predicted model, not a curated record
AAUAAAUCCGUAAAAUCGUUGUGAAAAAAGUAAAAAUGUCUGAUGUGAAAAUAAAAUUCGAUUGGGGCAACGCCAGUGUGGAUCAGCCCAUGCCACAGGCCUUCAAGGAGAAGGAGGUGGCCAAGGCCGGCUGCCACACCCCCCGGGUCUACCGCUUCAAGGACAUCUACGAGGGCAAGAGGAAGCAGCAGCUGAGCAAGUGCCUCGAGGCGGAGCGCAAGCAGCGCGAGUUCCACAGCCGUCCAGUGCCCAACUUUCCCCAGAUCCACGAGCGCCAGGCGGCCAAGCCCGUCGUCCACCGUGUCACCCAGCCGGUCACCCCCAACGUGCUCAAGAACUCUGCUCCGGCGGAGAUGAGGCGCCGCCAGCGGCUGGAGUUUGAGUCCUCGCGUCCAGCUCUGAAGCCUCUGCCCAGCAACUUCAAUGCCCAGACCUCGCAGAAGCAGGAGGCCCGUCGCCAGCAGCAGGAGGAGCAGCGCCUCCGUAAGGAGCGUGAGGACUACCAGAAGCACCGCCAGUUGACCACGUUCCGGGCUAGUCCCAGCCCGUUCAGCACUACGCCACGUUAGUGGGGAGUGGCCUUCCUUUUUCCCGUCAUCCCUUUGCCCCUAUUUCAAUUUUGUUUUGUUUCUUUGUUUUUAAAUUGUUGUUCAAAUUUGUUUUGUUGUUCGAAGAAAUUAAAUUACUAUAAUCAGCACAGACGUA